AUGCAGGCCCUUUUCCCAUUGGCAAAUCACAACUCCGCAAGUCCCUGGUUCACUCAAGAAGGGCAAAUGAUGACCUUUGUUCUGCGAAUCUCGGUCGACUUCCUCGCAAACAACAUGACAUUCUUGCUGAACCACCAUCGCAAGGCAGAGAGCUUGGAUAUAUCCAACGUUCAAAGCCCGGCGAACUCGUUCUUGCUUGUUUUAGCUCUCAAUUUAUUGUCAUUUAAUCACAGUCCAACAACUAUCUAUUUGAUUAACAUGUCAAAAAUCGUAGGCAGUUACCAUGGGCGCCGUGUAUAUUCUCGAAUUCCGCAUCGCUCUGGUCGACCUAGCUGUAUUCCAAAGAUGUCACUCGCUGAUGUUAAUUUUGACACUAGUAGUGGCUCAAUUUUAAAUGAGGGAGUGACAAGAAUGACCCAGCCAUCUCACAAUUUCACCGACACAAGCAAUAAAUUCCCAGCAAAACACGCAAAGACUAGGUUUCAAAAUACUGAUAGUCAGUCAAUAAGCGACAGUCUAUCAGACCCAGUCAAGUGGUCCGAGUUUAAAAAUGAGCUCAAUGCCACCAUGGACACCGCCGAUUGGUCUGAGGUCAUGUCUGAUCAUAGCUCUACGGACACCUUCUCACAGCACCGGUUCCUUAUGUUGGAGUCACCACCAGCUGGAAUAUAUAUGUUUCAAGAAGGUGAUUCAAACUUGACAGACUUCGAACUCUUAAGCGGCAUAGGUUUUGACCUCCGGCCAACCAAGCAACACAGGAUCGAAGACAACGGCAGCCAGAUCUUCUCAAUUCAUCCAUCCAAUUCUAAACCUGGCAUCAAUCGUGUAAGGAGACCGGUAUUAGAUGCUCUCGAGUUUGGGUCUCAAGUCAAAGAGAGCCCUUACAAUCGAAAUCGAAAGAGAAGCAUCCUCAACACCCCAGAUAUCAAUCAACCCACGGACAGCCACAGUCUUUUGACCAGUCCAGUCUUCGGGGGUGUUGAGGAAUCCAUUGAUCCGGCCCUCAAGAUCCUGACUCCUCCAAUUGCUCCCACAUUAGCCACUCCUCCUACCGACAAUAAUCGCGGUCUUUUGUCUAGUCCAGUCUUUGGGGGUGUUGAGGAAUCCAUUGAUCCGGCCCUCAAGUUCCUGACUCCUUCAAUUGCUCCCACAUCAGCCACUUCUCCUACCGACUAUCCUGGACAGCCAUCUCCCACCUCAUUGCGCGGCUCAAAUCGUGGUCUUUUGUCUAGGCCAGUCUUUGGGGGUGUUGAGGAAUCCAUUGAUCCGGCCCUCAAGUUCCUGACUCCUUCAAUUGCUCCCACAUCAGCCACUUCUCCUACCGACUAUCAUGGACAGCCAUCUCCCACCUCAUCGCGCGACUCAUACGAGAACACCUCUGAUCGUGAUUGUAAGUAUCCCCUCAAACUCGGUCUACCAAAUGGAAAUCCUCAAUUGAUGUCUUGUACAUUCACAUUCAGCUUCGAAAUGCAGCUGUCAUCAAAUUAUGGAGGGUCUGUUGGAAGAAAUGCAUAUUCACUUUGA
This is a messenger RNA of Melampsora larici-populina 98AG31, 1524 nucleotides long. RefSeq lists its product as uncharacterized. The transcript has 7 exons. Bases 1 to 1524 code for a protein of 507 amino acids. NCBI's taxonomy places the organism in Eukaryota, Fungi, Basidiomycota, Pucciniomycetes, Pucciniales, Melampsoraceae. The record is from RefSeq and is a predicted model, not a curated record.